Sus scrofa (pig) is the source of this 6285-nucleotide messenger RNA. RefSeq names its product inturned planar cell polarity protein (gene INTU). Gene Ontology annotation, biological process: vesicle-mediated transport; cilium assembly; nervous system development. Gene Ontology annotation, molecular function: protein binding. NCBI's taxonomy places the organism in Eukaryota, Metazoa, Chordata, Mammalia, Artiodactyla, Suidae. The record is from RefSeq and is a predicted model, not a curated record. Gene Ontology annotation, cellular component: cilium; cytoplasm.
CCCCAGCGGAGGCAACAUGGCUGCCCCGGUGAGCUAUGGCUGUGAGGUCUGAACUUAACGCAUUUGUUAACUGCUGUGUGCCUGGUGAUGGCGUUGUGCGGUUCGCGUCAGAGCCCGGAGGAGCUCCCUGCAGAACCCCCUUCACAAAAAGAUGAGGAUUGUGAUUCUGAAGAUCGGGUCAGCGACUCGGAAUCUUACUCCUCUACGAGUUCCGAUUAUAAUGACCUUGAGCCUGAAUGGCUGGAUAGUGUGCAGAAAAAUGGAGAGCUGUUUUAUUUGGAAUUGAGUGAGGAUGAAGAAGAAAGCCUCCUUCCUGAGACACCUACUGUGAACCAUGUCAGGUUCAGUGAAAAUGAGAUUAUUAUUGAAGAGGGUGAUUACAAAGAAGGAAAAAAGUAUGAACCGAAACUCAAGCGGUUUACCAAGAUUUUAAAAAGUAAAAAACUGUUACCUAAGCGCAGUAAUAAAAAAAAUAGCAAUGCGAGUGGGCCAGUAUCCAUUCUAAAGCACCAGUCCAAUCAGAAAACAGGAGUUGUUGUGCAACAGCGGUACAAAGAUGUGAAUGUUUACGUAAACCCCAAAAAGCUAACCGACCAAGCCAAAGAGCAGCUCAAGCUUCUGGAAGUACUGGUUGGGAUUAUCCAUCAGACCAAGUGGAGCUGGAAAAGAACUGGAAAACAGGGCGGUGGAGAGAGGCUUGUGGUACAUGGUCUGCUGCCAGGAGGAUCUGCUAUGAAGAGUGGUCAGAUAUUAAUUGGUGAUGUCCUUGUUGCUGUGAAUGAUGUAGAUGUGACCUCUGAGAACAUAGAGAGAGUUCUGUCUUGCAUUCCUGGACCUAUGCAGGUGAAACUGACAUUUGAAAAUGUGAAUGCUGUCAAAAAGGAAACAACUCAACCAAGACAGAAAAAGGCGCCAUCGAACACAAGUGAUUUAGUCAAAUUUCUAUGGGGAGAAGAGGUUGAAGGUAUCCAGCAGAAUAUCCUAAACACUCCUCAUAUCGUUAUGUAUCUCACACUACAGCUUGACUCAGAAACAUCAAAGGAAGAGCAGGAAAUCCUUUAUCAUUAUCCAGUAUCUGAUGCAUCUCAGAAACUUAAAAGUGUGAGAGGGAUAUUUCUCACACUCUGUGAUAUGUUGGAAAAUGUAACUGGGACGCAAGUUACUAGCUCAUCCCUUCUUUUAAAUGGGAAACAAAUUCAUGUGGCUUAUUGGAAAGAAUCUGACAAGUUGUUGUUAAUUGGCCUACCUGCUGAGGAAGUUCCUCUUCCUCAGCUAAGGAAUGUGAUAGAAGAUGUUGCCCGAACCUUAAAAUUUAUGUAUGGUUCUUUAGAUAGUGCCUUUUGCCAGGUUGAGAAUGCUCCUCGUUUGGAUCAUUUUUUCAGCUUGUUCUUUCAAAGAGCCCUUCAGCCUGCUAACCUGCACUCCAUUGCCAGUUCCAGUGCACAGCAGUAUGAUGCUGCCAGUGCAGUACUUUUAGACAAUCUCCCUGGAGUUCGGUGGCUCACACUUCCACAGGAAAUUAAGAUGGAAUUAGACACAGCAUUGAGUGAAUUGGAAGCCGCAGAUUUUGCAGAACUGUCUGAGGAUUACUAUGACAUGAGGCGGCUGUAUACAAUUUUGGGGUCUUCUCUAUUUUACAAGGGUUAUUUGAUAUGCAGUCAUUUGCCUAAGGAUGAUCUUAUUGAUAUUGCUGUAUACUGUCGCCACUAUUGCCUACUGCCUUUAGCAGCAAAACAGAGAAUUGGUCAGUUGGUAAUAUGGAGAGAAGUAUUUCCUCGACAUCACCUUCAACAUUCUACAGACUCAAAUACUGAAGUCUUUCAGGAACCUGAAGGGAGAUAUUUUUUGCUAAUUGUUGGCUUGAGACAUUAUAUGUUAUGUGUACUAUUAGAAGCUGGAGGCUGUACAUCCAAAGCUAUUGGGAAUCCUGGACCAGACUGUAUAUAUGUGGAUCAGGUCAAAACAACUCUUCACCAGCUGGAAGGGGUAGAUUCCCGCAUAAAUGAACGGCUAGCCUCUUCUCCAAGCCCCUGUUUGUCUUGUGCUGACUGGUUCCUUGCUGGAUCACAUGAAAAGUUAGAUAAUUUGACGACGUCACCCAUCCUCAAUAGGCUGCAAGCUACUUCCAAAGUAGCAACCUCUCCAACAUGCAGAAGAACUCUUUUUGGUGACUAUUCCUUAAAGACACGUAAGCCCAGUCCUUCCCGAAGUGGAGGAUCUGACAGUGGUUGUGAAGGUAGAGAAGGCGUUGGCUUGAGCCCCCAUGCUACCCUGGAUGCAGCACAGAAGCAAAGAGCAUCUCAAGGUUCUGAUGGUUCAGAAGAAAGUGGGGCCUUGCUUAAGGUAACUAAAAAGAAGUCUACUCUUCCAAAUCCAUUUCAUUUGGGAAACUUGAAAAAAGAUCUGUCAGAAAAAGAAUUGGAAAUGUAUAACACAAUGAAAUUGACAUCUGGUCCUGAGAAUACACUUUUCCACUAUGUUGCCUUAGAAACAGUGCAAGGGAUCUUUAUUACUCCUACCCAUGAAGAGGUGGCACAGCUAAGCGGUUCUAUCCACCCUCAACUUAUAAAGAAUUUCCAUCAGUGUUGUCUCUCCAUUCGUGCAAUUUUCCAACAGACAUUGGUUGAAGAGAGAAAGAAAGCACUCAGUGGUAGAGAUCAUUCAGGUUCUACAAAUUCAGUGUCUUCUCUUAACCCUGUGAAAGAACACGGUGUGUUGUUUGAAUGCUCACAUGAAAACUGGACUGAUCAGAGAAAAACACCACCAGUUAUGGCUUACUGGGUAGUAGGGAGACUCUUUCUUCAUCCCAAACUUCAAGAACUUUAUGUCUGUUUUCAUGACUCAGUUACAGAAAUUGCCAUUGAAAUGGCCUUUAAAUUGUUCUUUGGAUUAACCCUGUAGCCGUGUCAGCUUGAUGCAUGGCUACCUUGUGCACAGGCUAUUGAGCAGUGGUAGAAUUGCUAAAAUAUAUUUACAAAGAGAUAUGGUUUAAGUUCUUUUCAAUGUUCAAUACUCAACAUAAUAUUCUUCAAGACUGAAAUGACACACUCUUGGAUUUGAUGCACUGAAUCUCAUUAUCAGACUUUUGAAGACGAUACUUGAUCAAAACAGGAAGAAGAAAUUAACUUAUUUCCAUUUUGGUUUAUAAUAUUAAUUUAUUUACUAGUUUGAAAUAAUGUAAUGCGUUUUAUGUAAAACUGAUAUAAGGAUUAUUAUCUUAGAAAAAUACCCAAUUCAUUGUGUAUUUCACUCAAGACUAAUACUGAUAUCUAGCAAAACAAUCAUGAAGUUGGGAGGAGGUGACCAGGUUCUGUAAGUGACUAGUGCUAUGACCAUGAGAAAGUUUUGUACCUCUCUGGGCUCAGAAUUUUUGUGUACAAAUUAAAUGAUUGCUUUGAGGUGUCUAAAGUCCCUCUUAAGAGUAAAAUGUGUGGUUUUUUCCCCCUCUUGCCUAAUGGUCAGUACCUGAAUUUGUAAUGUCCAAGUACUAAUUCCUUCUUAGAUCAGAUACUUAUCUUUAAGUGUUUCAGUAGAUAUCUCACUGUGCAGUAAGAGAGAAGUGAGAAUUAAACCUCUUUUUAAAUUUAUUUGAUUUUCUGUACUCUUUCAGGUUAGCCCUAUUUUGACUAGGAUAUAAUUUUUAAAAUAUUUGUCCAUAACUUUCAUCGUUUUUCUCUGUUGAAAUAUAUUCAGGUAUACGCACACAUUUUAUACAAGUUCAUGAAUUUUAGGAAAGUUGUAUGUAAAUCUUUAAAAAACCUAAUCAUGUUGAAAACACUGAAAGAUAUGACUUCAGAAAUCCUAUAGAAUUCUUUUGUUAAAUAGUAAUUUUGCCUUAAAAAUAUGGAUCAUUACAUAUUGGGUUCUUCCAUAGGGGGACACUUUAAUGAACAAUAGUUUGCUUGACCUUGAGUAGAGAAAGAUAACUAAUUGGAUGAGAAUUUUCUUUGGCUGUCAGAAUUUGGUGAAUCAAGAGGUAGACCAUAACUAUUUUUAAUUGACACUUCAGGAUUCUCCUGAAGUCUCACAUGCCCCCAAGACUUUAUAUUACUGGGUUCUUCCUUCUUCAGUACUUAGCUUUGGAAAGUAAAUGAUGCCAGUACAUCUAAAGCUGGUCUCUGCCUUUGCCCUACCUCACAUGAGAGCCCUUCAGCUUAGUCAGAACUAACUGCAAAAUGUAAUGGGUGCACCAUGUGAAAUAUUUGGUUUCAUAACAAAGACACUGUUAUCCUUCUAUUAUCAGUUUAAGAGAUUUUUCACCCAACAUUCAAGGUGCAAACCACUCUAUUUGUCCCUUUAGUGACUUGUGGGCUUUAAUUUUAGCAUUCAAACAGGACAGGGAACAUCAGUUCUCGAAAUGUAGAAAAUGGCUUGAAAUAUCCUCCCCUUAAGAUUACAGUAUUGGUCAAAUGUUAGAUAGACUCCACCACUGUCUUAGGACUACUCGUGUGCAUAUGUAUUAAGAUAUCAUUAAGAAUAUUUAGUAAAUGUCCUAAGUUUCUGAUAAGUCCCCUAAAAAUACCAUGAACUAUUUUUAAUCAUGAGAAUUAUUCAUAAAUGCAACUAUUGAUCACAGAUUUUCAAACAGACUGAACUAGACUUGGGAUUCUAUCAUCGGGGACUUUUUCUGUUUCAUUUAAUGAACUUUUGAUCUGUUGAACUGCUUUUCCUAGUGUCAAAGAAUCAUGAAACCACCUCUUAAUAACUGAAAUAAAAAGACAUAGCAGGAGUUCCCAUUGUGGCACAGCAGAAAUGAAUCCGACUCGUGACCAUGGGGUUGCGAUUUCAAUCCCUGGCCCUGCUCAGUGGGUUAAGGAUCCAAUGUUGCCAUGAGCUGCGGUGUAGGUUGCAGAUACAGCUCAGAUCUGGUGUUGCUGUGGCCCUGGUGUAGGCCAGCAGCUGUAGCUCUGAUUGGACGCCUAGCUUGGGAACCUCCAUAUGCUGCAGUGCGGCCUGAAAAAGGACAAAAGGGAGGAAAAAAAAAGACAUAGACUACUGAUCUUAGUAAGGGCAAAGUCCUUUGCAGUAUUGUAGAUGUGCUUAUAAUGUCCAUGUUGCAGAGACAUUGCCUUUUUUUUUUUUUUUAAAGGGCUGCACCUGUGGCAUAUGGAAGUUCCUGGGCUAGGGGUUGAAUUGGAGCUGCAGCUGCCCACCUGUGCCACACAGCCACAGCAACAAGGGAUCCAAGCCAUGUCUACGACCUAUACCACAGCUCACAGCAACGCCGGAUCCUUAACCCACUGAGCGAGGGCUGGGAUUGAACCCGAGUCCUCAUGAAUACUAGUUGGGUUUGUUACUGCUGAGCCACAACAGGAACUCCUGCAUUUUUAAGAAAUAAAAUCAAAUAUUAUCUUGGCGUUUAUCUCUACAUGGAUAUCAAAGUAAGCAUUAUAAAUAAACUUAGCUGCCCAUUUUUCCAUAUAUGUUCAGGUUCACAUCUGAAAGUAGAUCAAUCUGAUUUUUGGACAGAAAGUACCUAUCUGCCACUUCAUUAAAUAAAGAGGACAAAGAAUUCUUGAGCAGAUGCAGAAACAUUCUAAGUUGGAUUUUAUGAGUUCCUUCAAAUGUUCUUUUUCAUCAAAGGCUAUAAUGCAAUAGACUAUAUAACCAACAUGAAAAAAUUAAAUCAAGUGCUGUCUUACCAACAUCAUCUAUUUAACUUACAUUUUAGAUUCUAAGGCGACCCCACUCUCUUUCUUUAUCUCUCUUUUGUUUUUCUCUGUCAGGUUAGAGAGGGCAUAGUCCUUAUUUGUGUCAAGGGACCCUUCAUGAUGAUGCAGUACUGGCAAGAUGGGCAGUUGCAGUGCCUGCUUGUUUAUAUUUGUGAUACAAAGGGGAAAAGCUGUGAAACUAAUUUACUAGGUUUGGCUACUUUGAACAUUCUUGAAAAUAAUAUUGUGAAUAAUUAUUUGUUGUCUUCGUGAUUUCCAUCUAAAUAGUGCCUGGCACAUGUUAAGUGCUAUAAAAGUAUUGGCUUCUCCCACCAGUACCACCAUUUUUUAUUAUUAUUAUUAAAUAUCCAUUGGUUCAAAACCAUGGAGUCAGCUAAAUCAUACCUGCUACUAUACAAAAUGUUGGAAAGCUAAGAAAAAGUAUUCAGCACUAAACACUUACAAAAGGAUUUAUGCAUGGAUAUUUUUUAAUGUAUUAUUAAAUGUUACUAAAACUUUAAUCUAUACACUAAACUCUGGAAAUAAUUUUGUAGAGUUGUACUUCUAUAUUCUAUAUGGUUGAAGCUAUUUUUAUAUUAUAUUGAUAGUUUUUAAUAAAGAUGGUUUGUUUGCA